AUGGCUCUCGAACUCGCUAGCUCAGUCGACGCGCAGAAGGUGCCAGCAUGGACGCAAGACAUUACUAUCAGUACUGUCGCUGUCACGAGCACCGACAUCGACUCGAAGUCGGAAUCCUCCGAUUCGAGUGAGGAAGAAGUAGGCGCCAGGCCUGCUCGCCUGGACGUCGACUACGAUAUUCUGAACCUCCUCUAUGGCGACAUGGAUGAUACCAUGCGCCGCUGGCGCAACCUCUAUCACCAGCGCGUCCGGUGCGGUACCAACAAAGAGCUCUGGUCUUUCACCCGCGCCAUCGCCAGUCUGGCGGAAUCCGUGCUUGGCAAGGCCGACGACCCGAAGUUUGGAGGCAGGGACACCCGUCAGAUCAUCCGCACUCUCGUUACGGAACAUGGACUGUGCUCUUUCCUCGAGCUCGUGGUCUCUCAGGAAGACUUCUUUGCUGAAUAUCCGGACUUCGUCAUAAGCAUGUUGGACGUCGUCAUUGCCGUCGUCGUGCAAGCGGAGAAGCAUCCGAACGUGCUGAAGCAGUCCCGAGAGAUGAUUGCGGCGCUGUGCGACAACGCCUGGAAAAAGCAUGCCUUGCUCGCCAACAACGACGAACUUGAUCAGUACUACCCCAUGGGUAGAUUAGGAAUACGCCACCAGCUCAGCUUCAUGCUACUCGCCAUGAUCAUGCCGGUGAAAGCGAAGACUUUUGGGUCUGAAGGGUUCUUACGCAGGGCGAGCUUCGUCUGCUGGUUUUACUCGCCAGAGAUUGAGGCAGCUGCCAGCGACCUCAUGUACUCCACUAUCGUGCUCAUGUACGCGAUGGAAGGCAACGCCGGCACAGCGAAGGAACGGACGAGCCGCCAAACGAACGUAGACGUUAAGGACCUGAUGGAACUGAUGGGACAAGACGUCCUCCCGACUUUCGGGGCGAAUGGCUAUCUCAUGCGCCUACGCAACACGCUCGAGCAUCCGGGUCUCAUCAACGAGACGCUGGACUGGGCAGUCUCCAGCAUGACUCGCUCUGUCAUUACCCAUCCCGAGUUCUUGAACGAGCUCGCACCGUCUGGUAUCCUCAAAGCCGCGCUCGAGUGCCUCAACCGUCAGGCUAUGGAAGGAAAGCCCGGCACACAGAGUGAUUCGCUGUGCAAUGUCCUGGGCAUGUAUACCAUGAUCAUGAACGUCGGUUUUGCGGCGCCCAAACGCCAUCAUGCCAUAUUGACUGCGCUCAUUCGGGAGGGCUCCCUUGUCGAGAUAGUAGCUCGCGCACUCCGGAUCUGCGUAACCGAAGGGCAGAGCAAGGGUUUGACCUAUAAUAUAUGCCUGGAUGGUGUGAAAGCCCUCGAGACCUGCGCUCUGUGGGCGAACACUCUGAGCGCCAAGAACCCUCUUCGCAAGGUCAUGCGCCAGGGAUUCCGCGAAGAAUGGUACCCCACUCUCGCUUUCUUGCGCGAGACAACGGGCCGUGCCACCAACAGCAAGCACGCGCGCAUCCUCAACAUCUGGAAGAAACUGGGCGAAGAUCUCGGGUUCGAGGAGGACGUACAGAAGGCUCAGUAUGAGCGCGAACUUCGCAAGGCUGAGCGUCACUGCACGCGUGCAGCGUGCCGCUAUCAUAAGGAAGUCUGCCCUAUCAAGCUACGCGCUUGCAAGGGUUGCGGCGAGAAAUAUUGCAGUUCAACCUGUCAGCGCAAGGAUUGGAAGGAGGAACACAAGUUGCGAUGCAAGCGCUUGAACGGAAACCCGGAGGGUGAAGCCGAGCCCGCGGCCUGA
This is a messenger RNA of Peniophora sp. CBMAI 1063, 1758 nucleotides long. The record is from the annotation of a GenBank genome assembly. Lineage: Eukaryota; Fungi; Basidiomycota; Agaricomycetes; Russulales; Peniophoraceae.